Vicugna pacos (alpaca) is the source of this 2366-nucleotide messenger RNA. It is a transcript of the gene NR1H3, whose product is annotated as nuclear receptor subfamily 1 group H member 3. Gene Ontology annotation, biological process: negative regulation of transcription by RNA polymerase II; lipid metabolic process; cell differentiation. Gene Ontology annotation, molecular function: zinc ion binding; RNA polymerase II cis-regulatory region sequence-specific DNA binding; nuclear receptor activity. Lineage: Eukaryota; Metazoa; Chordata; Mammalia; Artiodactyla; Camelidae. The record is from RefSeq and is a predicted model, not a curated record. Gene Ontology annotation, cellular component: RNA polymerase II transcription regulator complex.
UGGGCCUAAGGGGUGGCCGGCCGGCAGGGGGCGGAGUCAGCGCGGUAGGGAAGCGGUCGUGGGCGGGGGCUAGGAGGCCAGGGCUCCAGUCGGUCGGCUCCGGGCUCCUGGCCCCUCUCUUGCUCAGCUCCGGCUCCCCGGCCGCCCCGAGGCCUGUGGACGAGGGACUGCACCAUCCUCCUCUCCCAGCAAGGGGGCUCCAGAGACUGCCCCAGCCAGGAAGUCUGGCGGCCUGGGCACUCGCCCCUUGGUAAUGUCCAGGGCUCCAGGAGGAGAUGUCCUUGUGGCUGGAGGCCCCUGUGCCUGAUGUAACUCCUGAUUCUGCAGCAGAGCUGUGGGAGCCAGGUGCACAAGAUGCAAGCAGCCGGCCUCUGGGAGGCAGCAACUACAUCAUCAGUGAGGAAGCCAGCAUGCCCCAAUCUGCUGGGGGCGCUUCGAGGGUGGGGCUGGAGGCGACAGAGCCCACAGCACUGCUUCCCGGGGUGGAGGCCCCACCAGAGGCCACAGAGCUCCGUCCACAAAAGCGGAAAAAGGGGCCAGCCCCCAAAAUGCUGGGGAACGAGCUGUGCAGUGUAUGUGGGGACAAGGCCUCUGGUUUCCAUUACAACGUGCUGAGCUGCGAGGGCUGCAAGGGAUUCUUCCGCCGCAGCGUCAUCAAAGGGGCACGCUACGUCUGCCACAGCGGGGGCCACUGCCCCAUGGACACCUAUAUGCGUCGAAAGUGCCAGGAGUGCCGCCUUCGCAAAUGCCGCCAGGCUGGCAUGCGGGAGGAGUGUGUCCUGUCAGAAGAACAGAUCCGCUUGAAGAAACUGAAGCGGCAAGAGGAGGAACAGGCUCAGGCCACAUCUGUGCCCCCAAGGGCUUCCUCACCUCCCCAAGUCCUGCCCCAGCUCAGCCCAGAGCAGCUGGGCAUGAUUGAGAAGCUGGUGGCUGCUCAGCAGCAGUGUAACAGACGCUCCUUUUCUGAUCAGCUUCGAGUCACGCCUUGGCCCAUGGCACCAGAUCCCCAGAGCCGGGAGGCCCGUCAGCAACGCUUUGCCCACUUCACUGAGCUGGCCAUCGUCUCUGUGCAAGAGAUCGUUGAUUUUGCCAAACAGCUGCCGGGCUUCCUGCAGCUCAGCCGGGAGGACCAGAUCGCCCUCCUGAAGACCUCUGCAAUUGAGGUUAUGCUUCUGGAGACAUCUCGGAGGUACAACCCUGGGAGUGAGAGUAUUACCUUCCUCAAGGAUUUCAGUUAUAACCGAGAAGACUUUGCCAAAGCAGGGCUGCAGGUGGAGUUCAUCAACCCCAUCUUUGAGUUCUCCAGAGCCAUGAAUGAGCUGCAGCUAAAUGAUGCUGAGUUUGCCUUGCUCAUUGCCAUCAGCAUCUUCUCUGCAGACCGGCCCAAUGUGCAGGACCAGCUCCAGGUAGAGAGGCUGCAACACACAUAUGUGGAGGCCCUGCAUGCCUACGUCUCCAUCCACCACCCCCAUGACCGACUGAUGUUCCCACGGAUGCUAAUGAAACUAGUGAGCCUCCGGACACUGAGCAGCGUCCACUCAGAGCAAGUGUUUGCACUGCGCCUGCAGGACAAAAAGCUUCCCCCACUCCUCUCUGAGAUCUGGGAUGUGCAUGAAUGACUGUUCUUCCCCUGUAUCUUCUGUUUUCUGGUCUGGAUGGCUGAGGACUAGUGGCUGCCUCCUAGAGGUGGAGCCGACUGAGAAGGGCAAACAUUCCUGAGGGCUGGGGAAAGGAGAUCCUCACGUGGCAUUAAAGGAGAGUCAAAGGGUUGGGAGUUUUGUGGCUGCUGGGUAGUGGAGACCCUGCUAAAACAAUGCUCCCUGUGAAGACUGUACUAACCCGGCCAAAUGGAUGAACCUGGGGGCCACUUUGCACAAGGUUCUCCAGGGCCCUGCCCAUCCUGCCUCUACCACUUCCUGUUUUCCCCACAGGGCCCCAAGAGAAAUUCUCCACUGUCACUCUGGGGCUUGGCCAAAAAUGCCUCAAGGCUGCCUCACUGAUAGGUCUGGCACUGUUUGUACAGGAAGACCAAAAUGAAUACAGAAUGAGAGAAACCAAUUUCUGGAAUGGGGGUGGGGGCCCGGGAAUAGAGGAGGGAAUCCUGUGUCUUUUAGGAUCUGCCUCCAGACUCAGAGGAGGGAGACAAGUCACAAGUGACAGCCUUGGCAGUGAGAGAGGGACCUCCUUUUACUAGCCCCAUUGCUCCAUAAGGAUCAAUGAAAUGCUGAGGCGAAGAUGACCCCUUCCAGUUCAAUGAUCCAGGUGCGAUCCUGUUGGAGGUGGGUGUUGGAUUUUCCGAACUAAUGCCACAGUCUCGCACCUGUGUUCGUGCCCGCGUAGUCUUGGUUUUUCCGUUGACAUCUGAA